Molecule: messenger RNA, 815 nt
Organism: Phytophthora sojae
Lineage: Eukaryota; Oomycota; Peronosporomycetes; Peronosporales; Peronosporaceae
Exons: 1
Coding region: 51-815 (254 amino acids)
Biological process (GO): snRNA export from nucleus
Source: RefSeq, a predicted model, not a curated record
GUUUUUGCUGGUUGUCGGGAUCCAUCACUUCACUUGACUAUAGACAAACUAUGGAGGUCGCCACCGCAGCAACGGCAGUAGCACCGCCACCGGCGCCUGUGGCCGUCACGACGGAGGCCGCGCCCGCGCCCGCGUCCACAUCCGCGCGCUCGCCGCACAAGCAAAAGAAGCACAGGAGCAAGCACAGGAAGGACGGCAAUGGCGCGCAGCAGCAGCAGGGGACGCACAAGCCCAAGCGGCGCCGCAACAACCUCAAGCAGCCGCUGACCAAGGACAUGCCGCGCGUGCUGUCGGAGAUGCUGAAGGAGCCCAAGGUGGCGCUGCUGCACCGCGUGGUGAAGCACGUGGGGCCCAAGGUGUCGUGGCAGCUGCUGCGCGAGACGCUGCGGCUCGAGAAGGACGGCGGCCAGCAGGUGAACGCGCUGGCCAGCGGCAAGCCCGAGCUCUUCUUCGUGGUGGACGAGGUCUCGCACGAGUACAAGCCGAGACGCCGCACGUCCGGCGGCGUCUUCUUCACGCUGCUCAAGGAGAAGGUGUCGAAGGAAGUCUACCGCACCAUCUACGAGGUGGAGGACCGCAAGAAGAAGGACGCCAAGAAGAAGGCGCGCAACCGCCAGCGCCAGCGCAUGGAGAACACGCUGGCCAAGCUGGGCUUCGACGACUUGUCACUCGCGCCCGAGGGAGAUGACGCCGCGGCGGCGAGCAGCGAGGAGGCCAGCGCGCCGGUCGCACCCGUCCAAGCGGCGGCGCCCUGUGGUGCUCCUGCUGAUGCAGUUGAGGACGGCGAGGUGGCGGAGGACAUGCAGAUCAGCUGA